Trichoderma reesei QM6a is the source of this 1278-nucleotide messenger RNA. RefSeq lists its product as uncharacterized. Lineage: Eukaryota; Fungi; Ascomycota; Sordariomycetes; Hypocreales; Hypocreaceae. The coding region runs from base 143 to 733 and encodes 196 amino acids. The transcript has 3 exons. The record is from RefSeq and is a predicted model, not a curated record. Gene Ontology annotation, molecular function: proton transmembrane transporter activity. Gene Ontology annotation, biological process: proton motive force-driven ATP synthesis.
CGAGCCUCGACGACACCCGCCGCUUCUCCCUAGAGCCGCUCCGGAUCCCUCCUCGCCGCCUCUCUCCUGUAUCGCUCUUCCAGCAUCGCCGGUCCAGCCGCCAGUUUCCCGCAGAGGAGAAAAACAGAAAAAAAAAGACAUCAUGGCCCCCUCAUCGCUUGCUCGCCCCAUGCUCCGCUCGCCGGCUCUGCGCCAGCUUGCCUUCCGCCGCUUCGAGAGCUCGGCCGCCAACAAGGCCACUGAGGCCGCCAAGGAGACCGCCGGCAAGGCCAAGGAGUACCAGGCAAAGGCUGCGCAGGGCCUGUCGCGCGUCGCGGGUGCUGCUGGCCCUGCCAUUGCCGGCGCUGCUCGUGGCCUGACCAGCGCGCUCAGCAAGGUCGGUGGGCGCACCGGCAAGCUCAUCAGCUUCAUUGAGAAGCAAACUCCUCAGGUCGUCUACUACGGCAAGGUCGCCCUCGAGACGGGCAAGAUUGUCUUCCACGCCCAGAAGAUGAGCCCUCCUUCUCUCGCCACCUUCCAGAGCUACUACCAGUCCCUGUGGCAGUCCAUCCGAAGCGGCGCCAUCCUCAGGUCUCCCCAGAACCUCAUCCAGCAGGUCCGCAGCCUGACUCCCGGUCAGCUGGUUACCGGCGGUGUUGUCUUUGCUGAGUGCUUGGGCUUCUUCACCGUUGGUGAGAUGAUUGGCCGAUUCAAGCUGGUGGGCUACCGCGGAGAGACCGCGUCUCACCACUAAACGUGUCUGCGAAUGUCGUAUCCCCUUUACCGUUUCAACGCAAAAUCAAAGAGCAUUCGGGCGUCGAGUAAUUUAGCCUGACCUUGGCCAGGCUUGCCUGGCGCUGCAACAUGGAACAAGCCCCAUGGUAGAAGACGAAGCCUGGAGAGGAAGCAGCAGAGGUGACGAACGCGCGCACAGCACUCACAUAACAUGUACCAAGAGAAAAGCAAAACAAAAAACGGCAUGUACGGAUAGACAAAGAGGACCGGAAUAGACGAAAACAUGGUCGGUGUCACCAAACUCCGACUGGUGAAGCGAGGGGUUAUCAUCGGGUGUGACCAGUUGGUUGGCAGAGACGAAAAGCAAGGAGAAUGCGUGGCGGGCGAGGGCCAGGAUGGAUGAGGAAGGGUUUCUUUUUUGGUCUUGGUUAUCGGGAGAUUCCUCCUUGGCCCUCGUGUAUGCGUGUGAGCAUCUGGUUUUUGGACUUUUUUUUCUUCUUUUUCUUUGUCACGCAUUCACAGGAGAACACACACACACACAUACCAUGUACACCAGAGACUUGA